This is a messenger RNA of Tribolium castaneum (red flour beetle), 921 nucleotides long. RefSeq lists its product as hypothetical. The coding region runs from base 1 to 834 and encodes 277 amino acids. The record is from RefSeq and is a predicted model, not a curated record. NCBI's taxonomy places the organism in Eukaryota, Metazoa, Arthropoda, Insecta, Coleoptera, Tenebrionidae. The transcript is spliced from 3 exons.
AUGGAGGAAAAUUUAUCAUUCAUAAUUGAGUGCUUGAAAGAGCGCAAUUAUCCCCAAAUACACGAAAUGGAGGAGUGCAAAAUUUGUGACAUUUUCUCCACCCCCAACAGAUCGUUUCUCGUGUCGUGGAUUCUGCAACAAAUCAAUGUUCGUUUUGCUGAGAUUUGUGCGAACGCAGAUAAAGAAAAAUUAGCAGAAAUAAUCUACUGUCACGGAUUUUGUGAUGAUGCUAAGGAAAGCCUUCAAUUCAUGAACGGCGAGUGUGACCUCAGCAAACAAUUUUUCAUCAUGAGCAAAAUGUUUAAAGCUUUAGAAACUGUUCCCGAAACCAUAACUUCCGAUGUCAACAACUACGAUGAUUUGAUGAACUUUGAUUCGAAUUUGUUCCCAACUUACGGAUCAAAACAAACCCUAACUCUCAGUCAACGUGCCGCCAAAAUUCAAGAAUAUCGCAAGGAAAUCGCUGAUCUAAAGGCAAUUCUCAACUCACGAAACCAAAAUCAAAGCCUUUCAAUUGAUUCGAAUUUGAAGCAGCAACUGGAAGAUUCGACUCAACAACUCGAAGACAAUUUUCUCGAAUUUAAGAGCAAUGUUCAACGUUUGUUGGUAAACCACAAGGAACCGAAUGAAAUUAAUUUUCCAGAAGAUGCCUCGGAAGUAAUUGAAUCGUGCUGUAAAAAUUCCGAGCGGCUCCUUAAGUUUAUGAAGAGUUUGAACACUAUUGUCAGUUUUAAGAGAGAAAAUUUGGAAAAUGUUGAAAAAAAGAGAAAUGGAAAUUAUGAAAUGUUAAAAGAGCUCGCAGAAUUGUGUAGGGAAAUCAAAAGCUUGAAAUAAAAUAUUUUGUACUUUGUAUUUUUCUAAUAAGUUUUGUGAUUAUUACGAAACUGUCUUGUCCUUAAAAAAUAAUAACAUUUACAAGUA